UCUGUACAUGGCCCGGUGCUGGAAGGGCAGGGAACAACCGAUGUUGCUAUUUUGAAUAGAUUUUUCUUCCCCCCCCAUUUUUAUUUUUGCACAGAGAGUCUCAUGUCUAAUAUUUAGACAUGAUGAGCUUUGUGCAAAAAGUAACUUUGCUCAUUCUUGCCGUGUUUCAACCCUCAGUUAUCUUGGCACAACAAGAAGCUCCAGGAGGAUGUACCCAUCUUGGGCAGGUUUAUGCUGACAGGGAUGUUUGGAAACCAGAGCCAUGCCAAAUCUGUGUGUGCGACUCGGGAUCUGUUCUCUGCGAUGACAUAAUCUGUGAUGAUCAGGAGCUGGACUGUCCCAACCCAGAGAUUCCCUUUGGAGAGUGCUGUCCAGUUUGCCCACAAACAACACCACAACCUACAAGGACUCCUGGACCGGUCCACCGUGGCCCCAAAGGAGAUCCUGGUUCUCCUGGGAUUCCAGGCAGGAAUGGUGCCCCUGGCCCUCCAGGACAGCCAGGGAGUCCUGGAGCCCCUGGUCCCCCUGGGAUCUGCCAGUCGUGUCCCAGUAUAAGCGGAGGUAGUUUUUCUCCACAGUAUGAUUCCUAUGAUGUGAAGGCCGGUGGAGCUGGUAUUGGUUACCCACAGCCCAUUACCGGCUUUCCAGGACCCCCUGGCCCCAGUGGCCCCCCUGGCCCACCUGGUCAUGCAGGUCCCCCUGGCUCUGCUGGAUACCAAGGCUCCCCUGGAGAACCAGGGCAACCUGGCCCUCCUGGACCUCCAGGACCUGUUGGAAUGAUAGGCCCAGUUGGUCCACCAGGAAAAGAUGGAGAACCAGGAAGACCAGGCAGAAAUGGAGAUCGUGGAAUCCCUGGAUUACCGGGUCACAAGGGACACCCUGGAAUGCCUGGAAUGCCUGGGAUGAAAGGUCAACGAGGUUUUGAUGGAAAAGAUGGCGCCAAAGGUGACAGCGGUGCUCCUGGUCCAAAGGGUGAAACUGGUCUUCCUGGAGCAAAUGGCGCACCAGGCCAGCCAGGACCAAGAGGUCCAGCUGGUGAAAGAGGAAGACCUGGGAAUCCUGGUGGCCCUGGUGCCCAUGGCAAAGACGGAUCUCCAGGAGCAGCAGGCCCACCUGGUCCCCCAGGUCCCCCUGGAACUGCAGGAUUUCCAGGCUCUCCAGGUUUUAAGGGUGAAACUGGUCCUCCUGGUCCUGCUGGUUCUAGUGGUAGUCCUGGAGAGAGAGGGGAACCUGGUCCUGCAGGUCAUGCUGGGCCACCUGGUCCUCAGGGCCCUCCUGGAAGAGCUGGAAGCCCCGGCAACAAGGGUGAAAUGGGACCUGCUGGUAUUCCUGGUGCUCCUGGUCUGCCAGGAGGCCGUGGUCUUCCUGGUCCUCCAGGUACCAGUGGAACCCCUGGAGCAAAAGGCAGUCCAGGAGAACCUGGUAAGGAUGGUGCAAAGGGAGAACCAGGCCCAAAAGGCGAGCGUGGUGAAAAUGGCACCCCAGGUGCUCCUGGACCUCCUGGUGAGGAAGGCAAAAGAGGUGCAAAUGGCGAACCUGGCCAGAAUGGCGUACCUGGUACACCUGGAGAAAGGGGCUCCCCCGGUUUCCGUGGCUUACCCGGUAGCAAUGGACUUCCAGGUGAAAAGGGUCCUGCAGGUGAACGUGGUAGCCCAGGUCCUCCUGGCCCCAGCGGGCCCGCAGGAGAGCGUGGACAAGAUGGAGGCCCAGGUCUUCCUGGAAUGAGA
Molecule: messenger RNA, 1727 nt
Organism: Pterocles gutturalis (yellow-throated sandgrouse)
Lineage: Eukaryota; Metazoa; Chordata; Aves; Pterocliformes; Pteroclidae
Product: collagen alpha-1(III) chain-like
Exons: 23
Molecular function (GO): protein binding
Source: RefSeq, a predicted model, not a curated record